Messenger RNA from Orycteropus afer afer, 762 nucleotides. Lineage: Eukaryota; Metazoa; Chordata; Mammalia; Tubulidentata; Orycteropodidae. The record is from RefSeq and is a predicted model, not a curated record.
AUGAAGUUAAAGCCUUCCAUCUGGGCAGUGCCAGGGAUUGUGGUCCCACAGUACAGUUCUGUGACCGUCCUCUGUAGAGGACCUCCAGGAGUGAGUGAAAUGCGUCUAGGAAGCAGGGAAUCCAGUGAGUGGUUUGGCAAAAUCCCACAGGGACCCCAGGAGACAGUUGAGUUCCCCAUUGAGAAUGUGACAUUAACCAGCGCAAGGACUUACUACUGCGAAUACCUGAAGGAAAGGGCCUGGUCAGCACAAAGUGACCCACUGCAGCUGGUGGUGACAGGGGUCUACAAGGACACACCCUCUCUGACGGCUCAUCCAGGCCCCCGUGUGACCUUAGGAGGGAAUGUCACCCUCUUCUGUCACUCAGCUCAUGUCUAUGACACCAUCCAUGUGUUCAAAGAUGGAAAUGCCUUCUCCCAGGACUAUUUACAUCAGGACCAUGCCACCUUCCUCAUCUCCCCUGUGACUCUGGCCCAUGGGGGCACCUACACAUGCUACGGUUCUCCUCAAACACACCCCCUCCUCUGGUCACUACCCAGCAACGCCCUGAACAUUUUGGUCACAGAUGCUGCCUUGAAGGACAUCCAGCCUGAGGAGGAUGAACCGACAGAGAUGCAGGUCCCCUCAGCAGAACACCCCAACGAAGUGACCUAUGCCCUGUUGCAACCGGAAACUCUUAUGGGGAGUGUGGAUCCACUGACCUGCACCUUCAAGGAUGACUCUAAACAGCCCUGUGUGUAUGCCACCCUCACCUCGCCCUGA